Messenger RNA from Coccinella septempunctata (seven-spotted ladybird), 2256 nucleotides. RefSeq lists its product as uncharacterized. Gene Ontology annotation, biological process: proteolysis. Gene Ontology annotation, molecular function: aspartic-type endopeptidase activity. The record is from RefSeq and is a predicted model, not a curated record. The transcript has a single exon. Bases 1 to 2256 code for a protein of 751 amino acids. Lineage: Eukaryota; Metazoa; Arthropoda; Insecta; Coleoptera; Coccinellidae.
AUGGCAGAUAAGUUACGAAAAAUGAUCGCUUUAAGACUCAGUUGUGUGAAGGAAAUACAAGUUAUACAUAACUUGGCCCUUUCCGCCAAAGGGGACGCUGGAUUUCGUAUCAAAUUCAAGGUUCGAUAUACUUCUCUCAAGGAUUUGAGUGACGAGUUUAAUAGAAGUCACAGUUCCGUUCUAUCGUUAUUAGCCGCGGAUAAAGAGGCAGACCUGAACGCCGAAGAUUCAGUUAAAAGUGAUUUCUUAGAAAUGUUUUAUGACAUCAAAUCCAUUUAUGCGGAAUUAUUCGAUGUAGCGUCUCAUUUGAGCUAUGCAGGUUCUUCAGGUGAUCAAACUAAUGUUGAUAUUCCGCAUGUAAAACUACCGCAGAUCGAUUUGCAACGAUUUUCCGGAGAUAUUAGAGAUUUUCCUGGAUUCAAGGAUAUGUUCGAUGCUUUAGUUCAUACUAAUUCAGCGCUCAAGCCCGUGGAAAAAUUCAAUUAUUUGAUUUCUUCGCUGACCGGUACUCCUUUAGAAUUAAUAAAACAUCUGAAAGCCACAACCGAGAAUUAUAAAACCGCUUAUGAAACUUUGGUUACUCGUUAUACCAAUCCUCGAGCUCAAGCUCGUUCUUAUUGGCUGCCAAUAGAAAAUUUCGCUCCUUUAAAGUCAGAAGAUCCUCAUUCACUGCGGAAGUUAUUGGAUACAUUUUCCAUAAAUUUACAAAGUCUGAAAAAUAUGAAUGUUGACAUAGAGUGCGAUUUCGUUCUAACUCAUAUGUUGUUAUCACGCUUAGAUACGGAAACAGCUAGGGCAUUCGAAAGGGAAUAUGGUUCUACAUCUAUUCCUGAAUAUAAAACGCUAUUUACAUUUUUAGAAAAACAUUGUAAUGGACUGUUGAAUAUAUCUGGAAGUAACCCAAUGCCAAAAUCAAUUUCGAAGGCUUCUAAAUCAUUCCCUUCGAAACCAACUCAUAAUUUUCUGACGCGAAAAGAGGUUAAGACACCCCAAUGUGUAUUGUGCUCAGGAGGUCAUAAUCUUUAUACUUGUAGCGAAUAUUUGAAUAAAACACAAAAGGAGAGAUAUGCCUUUUGUAAAAGCCGAACGUUGUGUUUUUCUUGCUUAAGUUGUCUUCAUACAUUGAAUAGAUGUAAAUCCAAGUCAGCGUGUCGUAAAUGCGGUAGUAAAAAACAUCACACGACGCUUCAUUGGGACACUGAAAAAUUUGGAAAUCAUGUCACAGAUUCGAGUGGGGUUAAUUCGGAUCAAAACCGGGAAGGUGCGUCGGCGCCUAGCCCCUCCACGUCCGUAGAACAUUCUUUUACCGCUCGUACCCCACCACGUUCUCGCUCACGCUGCGUCAUAUUGGGUACGGCGAUGGUCGAGGUGCAAACAUAUGAUGGAACGCAAAAGAAAUUUCGCGCACUGCUAGAUUCCGGUUCAGAAAUUUCUAUAAUAUCGAGAGGAUGUUAUAACGCUCUGAAUAUUCCUCGAUUGGUUUCCUCUGUGGUUAUAAAUGGCGUAGGUAAUACGCGAGUCGUAAACAAAGGAAUAGCACAAAUUAAACUUAGACCUAUUGGUAACUCAGAUUUAGUUUUGGCGAUCGACGCGGUAAUUUUACCCAAAAUAUGUGAUAAAAUGCCGACUUAUCGAUUAGAUAAUACUUCGUGGGGGUAUUUAAAAGAUCUGCCUCUGGCAGAUCCGCAGUAUUACGUACCGGGUGAAGUUGAUAUAUUGUUGGGCUGCGAUGUGUUCGCCAAUCUUUUGUUGAAUGAGACAAUUUCUGGAAUCAAUGGGGGUCCUAACGCUCUUCGUACUAUUUUCGGUUACGUCUUGUUGGGAAGGAUCGAACACGAACCGAUCGCCUUGCAGGUCAAUUCCUUCCUUAACACAAUCUCUGAAGAUUUUUUAGAUAAUUUAAUGAAACAGUUUUUUGAAAUAGAAACAGUACCGGACUCGGUCACCUCUCCUCCAGAAGGUGAAUGUGAGGAUAUUUUUAAGAAUAAUGUUUGUCGAACCACCUCAGGCAGAUACGUGGUACCUCUUCCGUUUAAGGUUACAGAUCCGAUUUUUCCUCAAUGUCGUGAACUGGCACUUCAACGAUUUUACGCUUUAGAACGACGUCUUUUGCGUCAUCCCGCAUUUCAUGAACAGUAUUGUGCUGUUAUCAGAGAAUAUCUCGAAUUGUCUCAAAUGGAGAUUGUAGACCCUCCGAGAGACGGGUUAAAAUUUUUCUAUUUACCUCAUUAUGCGGUUAUUAAACCCGAUCAUUAA